This is a messenger RNA of Sorghum bicolor (sorghum), 2118 nucleotides long. RefSeq names its product probable serine/threonine-protein kinase At1g01540. Gene Ontology annotation, biological process: protein phosphorylation. Bases 216 to 1787 code for a protein of 523 amino acids. Lineage: Eukaryota; Viridiplantae; Streptophyta; Magnoliopsida; Poales; Poaceae. Gene Ontology annotation, molecular function: ATP binding; protein kinase activity. The record is from RefSeq and is a predicted model, not a curated record. The transcript is spliced from 7 exons.
CAGUCGCAGCCCCAGGCUCCUUCGCCAGUCGUCACUAGUGACCAGACCAGUGAGCUAGCGAGGAGUGACGGUACCAUGCAGCUGUAGCAAGCGAGGAGGAGCCUGGGUGGUUGGUAGGAGUAGCGCCAAGUGCUGUGCGCGCGCCCGGGCAGCAGGCAGCGACGGCGGCGAGCAUCAGGAAGGAGCAGCAGCACCGCCGGCCUCCUCCGGCAGCAAUGUCGCCUCCUCCGCCCCCGCCGCCGCUGCUGCGGAACGAGCUGUCCCGCAGGACGGCGGUACUGGGCCUGCGCCUGUGGGUGCUGGUGGGCAUCGCCGUCGGGGCCGCCUUCGUGCUGCUUCUCGUGCUCAUCUCCCUCCACCUCGCCGCGGCGCGGCGGAGGCGGCCGCGGAAGGGCGUCGCGCACGCGCACGCGGCCGUGCCCGGAGCAGCGCCGCUGUCCCCGUCCACUAUCCCGCCCGUGUCCAAGGAGAUCCAGGAGGUGGCCGUCCACGUCGGCUCGCUCCGCCACUACCUCGAGAUGGGCCACGCGUUCCUCAAGGACGGCGGCGGCGGCGCGCAGGUGGCGCAGCACCACGACGGCGACGGCGGGUCCGUGGCGCACGGGUCGCAGCGCGUGCACAUCGAGGCCGGCAAGGGACACCGCAUGGUCGCGUACGCCGACGCCGGCGGGGAGGUCGGUCCCGUGGCGUCCGACGUGUCGGCGGCGGCGGCCGCCGUCGUGGGCCCCGAGGUGUCGCACCUCGGCUGGGGCCACUGGUACACGCUGCGCGAGCUGGAGGAGGCCACCGCCGCGUUCGCCCCCGAGCACGUCGUCGGCGAAGGCGGAUACGGCAUCGUCUACCGCGGCGUCCUCGCCGACGGCUACCAAGUCGCCGUCAAGAACCUCCUCAACAACAGGGGACAAGCCGAGCGGGAGUUCAAGGUGGAGGUGGAGGCCAUCGGCCGCGUUCGCCACAAGAAUCUGGUCCGCCUACUGGGCUACUGCGCCGAGGGCGCCCAGCGGAUACUUGUGUACGAGUACGUCGACAAUGGCAACCUCGAGCAGUGGCUGCACGGCGACGUCGGCGCGGUGAGCCCACUCACCUGGGACAUCCGGAUGAACAUCGUGCUCGGCAUGGCCAAAGGGAUCACGUACCUGCACGAGGGGCUGGAGCCGAAGGUGGUGCACAGGGACAUCAAGUCGAGCAACAUCCUGCUGGACAGGAGGUGGAACCCUAAGGUCUCGGACUUCGGCCUCGCCAAGCUCCUGGGCUCAGACAGCAACUACGUCACCACCAGAGUGAUGGGAACAUUUGGCUAUGUGGCACCAGAGUAUGCUAGCACAGGUAUGCUCAAUGAGAGGAGCGACGUGUACAGCUUCGGGAUCCUGAUAAUGGAGAUAAUCUCCGGUCGAAGCCCCGUCGACUAUGCUAGGCCUGUCGGAGAGGUGAACCUUGUAGAAUGGCUCAAGAACAAGGUGACCAACAGGGACUACGAGGCGAUCCUGGACCCAAAGCUGCCGGAGAAGCCUUCCUCCAAGGCGCUGAAGAAGGCUCUCUUGGUGGCGCUGAGGUGCGUGGAUCCCGAUUCGCAGAAACGGCCCAAGAUGGGGCAUGUCAUCCAUAUGCUUGAGGUCGACGACUUCCCGUAUCGAGAGGAUCGUCGAUCUCUUCGGCCGGGCAACGGCAGCCCCUUGGAGAAGGCGAGGACGCCGGGGAAUCCGGUGGCGGGGUCAUGCGACAGCAGCUGCUACGGGGGCAACACGACCACGGCGAGCACGCCGUCCAGAUUAGUGCAGGACAUGUAGCUGCAACUCUGCUUCGUCGAUGUCGUUUUGAUCUGGUUCCCCCCUCUGCCUUGUCGACGCUUAACCUUUUCGUGAUGGAGUGGUUGCCUUGAUAGGUUUUGAUUUUGAACUCUACCGUGACUUGACGUAGAUUUUGCCGGGUGCCCCAACUGUUUGUAUAGCGAACUGCUCUUAUCUCAGGCCGUAAGUUCGACUGUUCGUUGAUUCGUGUCCUGUUGUAAAAAAAAAAGUGUCCAACUCGGUGUAUCUUGUAUUCUUGUCUGUCCUCGUAGCUUCACGGGACGAAGCUUGUCUCCGGUAACUUCAAUACAGCUAGUCGUUUGCCAAGCAA